Molecule: messenger RNA, 881 nt
Organism: Ipomoea nil (Japanese morning glory)
Lineage: Eukaryota; Viridiplantae; Streptophyta; Magnoliopsida; Solanales; Convolvulaceae
Product: putative RING-H2 finger protein ATL71
Exons: 2
Coding region: 191-697 (168 amino acids)
Source: RefSeq, a predicted model, not a curated record
CUAUACAUUACCUUCCUAGCUAAAUGACUACCCUGAUACCAUCAUCUUCUACCCUUCUACUUUAUUAUAUCAACUUCAAUAUAAUCCAUUUCCCUUUCACCACACCUCCAAAACCCAUCAUCUUUUCUCCACGUUUCCCCACCUUCAUCCCCUGUUUUUUUCCCCAGAAAACUGCAAAACACAGACAUAUAUGAUGGAUAACAACACAAUGGUCGGCGGUGAUUCCGGGGAUGAUUUAGGAGAGCAGCGGAGUUCCGGUGGUUUUGGGUACAGCAUUGGGUUCUCCGUAGGAAUCCUUUUAAUCCUCGUACUCGUCACUUACUUCUCCUACGUUUGCGUUAAAGCUCGCCCGGGAAACGCCUCGCGUAGUAGACGCGCCGUCACGGCAGCGGAGGAUGACGAUGAUGAGCGGAUGAGCAGGCGGCGGCUCGGCCUUGACGAAGCUACGCUGGAGAGCUACCCGAAGCUUGUUUAUUCGCAGGCGAAACAGCAUGAAGGGGAUUCCGCCAUUUCUUCUUCUUCAGGGUGUUCUAUCUGCUUAGCAGAUUAUAAGGAUGCUGAUAUUCUCAGGCUUUUACCUGACUGUGGCCAUCUUUUCCAUUCCAAAUGCGUUGAUCCUUGGCUCAGGCUUCGCCCUACUUGCCCCAUUUGUCGAAACUCUCCCCUCCCCUCUCCUCUCCUAAGGUCGGUUGAUUGAUGUAAUCAAGGAAGAAGAAAAAUGAUGGAGAAGUGAUAUCAAAUAUUGACAUAGUAUGUUUAAUUUGGACAUACAAUCAUUUUUCUUCAAUCAGGGUGGAGGUGAUUUGAAUUGCCUACCAACCAGAAGAAAUAUACAUGUGAAGAAAAUGAAAUCCUGAAGACAAAUUUGCAAGAAAUGGUAG